This is a messenger RNA of Anopheles bellator, 5385 nucleotides long. It is a transcript of the gene clu, whose product is annotated as clustered mitochondria protein homolog. Bases 16 to 4026 code for a protein of 1336 amino acids. Gene Ontology annotation, biological process: intracellular distribution of mitochondria. NCBI's taxonomy places the organism in Eukaryota, Metazoa, Arthropoda, Insecta, Diptera, Culicidae. The record is from RefSeq and is a predicted model, not a curated record. Gene Ontology annotation, cellular component: cytoplasm. The transcript has 5 exons. Gene Ontology annotation, molecular function: protein binding; mRNA binding.
AUCCAGGUGUCCAGCAUGGAGCUGGUGCAGGAGAUCCAUCAGCUGCUGAUGGAUCGGGAGGACACGUGCCACCGGACGUGCUUUUCGCUGCAGCUCGCGGGAGCGACGCUGGACAACUUUGCGGAACUGAAGAACAUCGAGGGCCUGAAGGAGGGCUCGGUCAUUAAGGUGGUGGAGGAACCGUAUACGAUGCGCGAGGCACGCAUCCACGUGCGCCACGUGCGCGAUCUGCUGAAAUCGCUCGAUCCGGCCGAUGCGUACAACGGAGUGGACUGCAGUUCGCUGACCUUUCUGCACGCGAUCACGCAGGGCGACAUUCUGGAGAAGAAGAAGGUACGCCAGGACAGUGUCGACUGCACGCCACCCGAUUUCAUUAUGCCCGGAGCGCAGGAGCGGCCCCUGUUGCCACUGCAGCCGGGCAGUGCGGCCGGCCGGAAGGGAGCCACUCCGCAGCCGCUGAAGGUGUUAACAACGUCGGCCUGGAAUCCGCCGCCCGGCCCGCGGAAGCUGCACGGUGAUCUAAUGUAUCUGUACGUGGUGACGAUGGAGGACAAGCGGUAUCACCUGUCGGCGUGUCCGCGCGGUUUCUACGUCAAUCAGUCGACGGACGACACGUUCGAUCCGCGGCCCGCUAGCCCCAGUCUGCUGUCGCACUCGUUGAUCGAUCUGUUGGCGCAGCUGUCACCCACCUUCCGGCGUUGCUUCGCGCUGAUGCAGAAGAAGCGCACCCAACGGCACCCGUUCGAGCGGGUGGCCACCCCGUACCAGGUGUACACGUGGGCCGCACCGGCCCUGGAGCACACGAUCGAUGCGAUCCGGGCCGAGGACACGUUCUCGUCGAAGCUCGGCUACGAGGAGCACAUCCCGGGACAGACGCGUGACUGGAACGAGGAGCUACAGACGACGCGUGAACUCCCGCGUGCCACCCUGCCGGAGCGGUUACUGCGCGAACGGGCCAUCUUCAAGGUGCACAGUGACUUUGUGACGGCGGCCACACGCGGUGCGAUGGCCGUGAUCGACGGGAACGUGAUGGCGAUCAAUCCGGGCGAAGACUCCAAGAUGCAGAUGUUCAUCUGGAACAACAUUUUCUUCUCGCUCGGGUUCGACGUGCGCGAUCACUACAAGGAACUGGGUGGGGAUGCGGCCGCUUUCGUCGCACCGCGCAACGAUCUGCACGGGGUGCGCGUGUACAGUGCGGUCGACGUGGAGGGCCUCUACACGCUCGGCACGGUCGUGAUCGACUACCGGGGGUACCGCGUGACGGCGCAAUCGAUCAUCCCGGGCAUUCUGGAGCGCGAGCAGGAGCAAUCGGUUGUGUACGGGUCGAUCGAUUUCGGCAAGACGGUCCUCUCGCACCCCAAGUACCUGGAGCUGCUGAACAGCGCGGGCAAACAUCUGAAGAUCCUUCCGCACUGCGUGUACAACGAUCGCGAGGAAUCGAUCGAACUGUGCUCGUCGGUCGAGUGUAAGGGCAUCAUCGGCAACGACGGACGGCACUAUAUUCUGGAUCUGCUGCGUACCUUUCCACCGGACGUGAACUUCCUGGUGCUUCCUGCACCGACCGCCGAUGAGGGCGAUGAUGAUGAGUCCGGGCUGGGGAAGGAAAGCCGAACGAUGGGUUUCCCGAUCGAACAUCGGCACAAGCUGUGCUGCUUGCGCCAGGAGCUCUUGGAGGCGUUCGUGGAGAAUCGCUAUCUGAUGUUUAUGAAGCAUGCCGCCCUGCAGCUUCAGCAGUGCGUGAAGAAGAAGCAGGAACAGAAGCAGGCGGCCGCAGCUACGAAGGGUGCUAGCGAUGAAGGUGAGAAACCCGCGGCACAGGACGGUGAAGAGGGCAGCAAGAAGCUAGCAAAGCUUGCCCCGGAGGGGGCAGACUCGCUCGUGCGGGCGGCAACGACACCCGUGCAGACGGAAGAUGCGAAGGCGUUGGUCGAAUCGCUGAUAUCGAGCGAGGAGAAGAACGAAAGCAAGGAGGUGGUGAAGCGGGCCUGCGAAGCCGUCGGAUCGUUGAAGGAGUACGAGUUUGACAUUCGCUUCAACCCGGACGUGUACUCGCCCGGCAUUCGGCACGUGGAAGCGGAAAACGGGGGGCUGCGCAAGCAGAAGCAGCUGGUGAAGGAUGCCGCGGAGUUCCUGGUGAAGCACCAGAUCCCUAGCUUCGUGCACGAGUGCCUCGAUCACUCGUCGGCUCCGAUGGACGGGGUCACACUGACCGAGUCACUGCACAGCCGGGGCAUUAACGUGCGCUACCUCGGGAAGGUGGUUGAUCUGCUGGCCAAGAUCCGGCAGCUGGAGUAUCUGCAUACGAUCGCCGUCUCGGAGCUGAUCGUGCGCGCCUCGAAGCACAUCUUUACCGUGUACAUGCAGCAAACGGACAUGCUGAGCAUGGCGGCGGCCAUUUCACACUUCCUGAACUGUUUCCUUACCGUCUCGACCGGCGGCUGGUCGGCUGCGGCCAGUGCCGGCAACGGGAUCGGUCCCGGCAGUCUCGAUGAAGCCGGCGGCGGUGGAGCGAAGGGCAAACAAACGCGCAAACAGACCAAACGGGCCGGUGUAGCGAAAGGACCGACUGGUGGUGCCGGUGGUAAGGCUGCGUUCCAGGCGGCGGCCAGUGACAUUGGUGAGUGGCAGACGCUCACCUCGAAAUCGCUGUGGGGUCAGAUUCGGCAGGAGCUAAAGUCGUACUGGGACUACGAUUUGACGGUGGCGGUGGCCGGCGGGGAAGCGAUCGAGUCGAUCGAACCGCUGAUCGGUCACUUCAAGCUACAGAAGGUUAGCCUGAUGCGAGCGUUCUGUCUCAAGACGGGCGUUCAGAUACUGUUGCGUGAGUACAACUUCGAGCUGAAGAGUCCGGCGCGGCCCACGUUCGUCGAUACGGACAUCCUGAACGUGUUCCCGGUGGUGAAGCACAUCAAUCCGCGGGCCUCGGAUGCGUACAACUUCUACACCACGGGCCAGACCAAGAUCCAGCAGGGCUACUUCCAGGACGGGUACGGACUGAUCAGCGAGGCACUCAAUCUGUUGAACAACGUGUACGGCGCGAUGCACCCGGAGAACGCCCAGUGCCUGCGGAUGUUGGCCCGGUUGAGCUACAUCAUGGGUGACCCGCAGGAAGCCCUCGCCAUCCAGCAGCGUGCGGUGCUGAUGAGCGAGCGCGUCAACGGCGUCGACCAUCCGUACACCAUUUCCGAAUAUGCCCAUCUUGCAUUGUACUGCUUCGCGAACAGCCAGAUCAGCACCGCACUCAAGCUGCUGUACCGUGCCCGGUACCUGGCGACGAUCGUGUGCGGGGAAAACCACCCCGACAUUGCCCUCAUGGACAGCAACAUCAGUCUGAUUCUGCACGCGGUCGGUGAGUACGAGCUAUCGUUGCGCUUCCUCGAGCACGCGCUGGCCCUCAACAUUCGUUACUACGGCGAAAAGUCGCUGAAGGUCGCCGUAAGCUACCAUCUGGUCGCGCGCACCCAGAGCUGCAUGGGAGACUUCCGGUCGGCGCUGAACAACGAGAAGGAAACAUACGCCAUUUACAAGCAGCAGCUCGGAGAGGGCCACGAGAAGACACAGGAAUCGUCCGAGUGUCUGCGCCACCUCACGCAACAGGCGGUCGUGCUGCAGAAGAAGAUGGUUUGCGCGAACGGCAACCUGCGCAACAGCGGUCUGCCUCCGAUCCACAUUCAGCCCCCGUCGAUGGGCUCCGUGCUGGACAUGCUGAACGCGAUCAACGGUAUCAUUUUCGUACAAAUUAGUUCCAAAGAAAUUGCCAACUUUAAGAGCGAAAUCGAAAAGCGUCAAAAGGACAGCGGAACGUCGUCGAUGGCGACGGCGGCAGCGACAGGGACCGGGACGUCGCCGGCACCCGUGCAAGCCAAUCAGGAGGAAGUUAAUCGGAUGCUGACGGAAACGAUGAAGAAAACGGCCGCCGGCAUACCCUUUGAGGAGCAGCGCGACGAGGACGAGAGCGUCGGCGGUGCCGCUGACGAGAAACAGGAGGAGUCAACGCCGGCGGCGGCGGCGGCAGCAUCGAGCUGAAACCAUCAUAUCCCACUGACCGCAACCGUGGCGGCCGCCGCCCGACUGGGAUCGCUGCUUGGCUGCUGAACGCCUUGGCUGUCUUUCGAAAUAUUCUUUUGUUUUGCACCGACAUUAACACGCGGCUUCGAGGCGAAGGAAUCGAUCACACACGAUCGGCCAGAGCGAUUUAAGGAGCGUGCGCGCGGCCUGGACUAGACUUGGUAUUUUCUUUAAUUUUUGGGCGUAUUUUCGCCAUGUUUGAAUUUCUCAUCUCAUCUGCUCUGGCGCACACCCCCAGCUUAGGGUGGCCCGCGCCUUCUAUUCUUUGCCGAGAGCGAUCGUUAGAAUGGUCUGGUGCUUGGUCUGCGGUGGAAGCAUCUUUUAGAGUAGGAUUUGUUUUUUUUUCUGUAAGAACAGUAGCCCGUAAGAAUGGUAGAAGCGCGAAAGAGCCACCAGAAGACAAAGCGAGAGUCGAUCAAAUUGAUUAACCGAUAAGAUUCAAACUGUUUCGGGCAGGAGCAGUGCGGAAGCAGUUCCUCUUUGUUUAGAGUCGUACAGAAACCAAAAAGAAAACACUGGAAAAGGUAAACCUAAAGUUCCUUCGUCGUCACGCCAACCCGCCGGUCGCGUGGACACCAACAGCGGCAGCUACACGAUUCAACUCAUCGAUCGUGGUGCAAUAAACACAGGGAGCGUGCAAUGAUUACUAGAAAAUCGCGAUCGCGUCCGAUCUGAUGCCCCUAGAAGCGCCUACUCUUUUAGCCCUAACCUCACCGCAAACAGUAACGCACACAGUAGUAGUCGCCUCCUUUGGUUUCAAACUGACUCACGUAAGCUCACAGCGCGCCUGCUAUGAUGUUGGCAGACGAAUGACGCCAUAACGCACCCGUGUGCGCGCGCGCACACACAUAAAUAGAAUAGGCAUGCGCCGAUAGAACUACUUAGAAAUAUGAGCGGCACCAAACGAACGGCUAGGAUCGAAAUUAGCUAGGCAUAUCGGAUUCUCGAACCACACAAUACAAAAGCGCAUCACAGUAGGGGCCGACGAUAAUGUUUUGUAUUUUGUUUCGAUCCUUUGAACCGUUAGUUUGUCCUUCGUUAGUUGUAGAAUAGGAUUUUCACGCACUGCCGCCGCCGCCGCGGGUGUUGGUUUGCGAAGCGAACAGGAUGCGCACAAACUAUGCCAAAACGGACUCCCCUUAAGGCGGGAGCGCGCGCGCUAGCUUUUUUGAACUGAGGACACGACGGUCCACGACGAGGCGGGGCGGGAACCUUCGUUGUUUAGAUAAUCAUACUUCGGUGCGCAUGCAAGACGAACAGAGAUCGAAACGGAGGAGAAGAAAAUACACAUAAAACAAUAAACCUUUCAAGAAGUAG